Messenger RNA from Perkinsus marinus ATCC 50983, 471 nucleotides. RefSeq lists its product as hypothetical. Bases 1 to 471 code for a protein of 156 amino acids. The transcript has 3 exons. The record is from RefSeq and is a predicted model, not a curated record. Lineage: Eukaryota; Perkinsozoa; Perkinsida; Perkinsidae.
AUGACAGAAAUUAGAAAGCUGGCCGACAACUUCCCCGAGGCCCCCGCGUAUCGUGAUGUCUUGGCUACCCUCGACUGGGACAACCUGGACAAGCCGAAUGAUGAUACUUUCAUUGAUGAGACUGCCACCGGUUUCGAAGCUCUGAAGGACCCGAACACAAACGUUCGCUCUUGGCUAACCAGAUGGAGUGCUCUUGUCCAUGAUAGACUGAAGAGUUCCUCCGGAUCUGUGCCUGUGGGUGAAGACCCGAGCAUGACCGCUCAGGGCGUGUUCAAGUAUCUCCUUUAUGGAGCUGAAGUGGCCGGCGUUGACCUCGAGAUGGCGACCCUAGCUGGGUUAGGCUCAGCGAAGACGCACGAGGACAGGGUGGUGUUUGUCUUAAAACGCCGUGAGGCUGCUGACAAGAAGAACGAGCGGCACGUUGAGGAUGUUCCAACCGAGAGACAAAAGUCCGGUCUGACCUGGAUUUGA